GAUCUAAAAGACAUAAUGCGUACAGCUGGUGAAGUAACGUUUGCGGAUGCGCAUAAACAGCAUGCAAAUGAGGGUACUUUUAGCAUUGUCUGUUUCCAAUCACGCGACGAUCUGGAACGUGCAAUGGACAAACUGCAAGGCAAAGAGGUGAACGGUCGUAAAUUGAAACUGGUUGACGAUUCAGAGAAACGAGACAGUCGUAGCAGAAGCCGUUCUCGUUCACGCUCCCGUUCACGCUCUCGCAGACGUUCACGUUCUCGCAGUAACUCGUCACGUUCACGAUCGCGCUCUCGCACACGUUCUCGCUCACGUACACGUUCGCGUUCCCAUACGCGUUCACGUUCGCAUUCGACGCGUUCACGUUCCAAAUCACGUUCCGCAUCGGGUAGUCCUGCACCAGCAGUGAAACGUGAACGAAGCGGCGCUGCCGAGGCGGACGAACGCUCGAAGUCGCGUUCACGUUCCAGAUCUGCCUCACCCAGAUCGCGUUCACAGUCACCAACCGCAAACGCAAGCGCAAAAGUUGAGGAUGCACCGAUGGAGAACGGUGGCGAUUCGAAUGCGGAUCGCGAGCGCGAGAAUGGCCACGAUCGUGAGAGUGACCAGGAGAAGGAUCAGACAAUGAAAAGUGACGAAGGCAGUCGCAGCCGUAGCCACAGCAGAAGUCAUUCGCGCAGUCGCAGCCAUACACACAGCCCAACACCUGAAUGA
Molecule: messenger RNA, 711 nt
Organism: Anisakis simplex (herring worm)
Lineage: Eukaryota; Metazoa; Nematoda; Chromadorea; Rhabditida; Anisakidae
Source: the annotation of a GenBank genome assembly